Molecule: messenger RNA, 1963 nt
Organism: Ochlerotatus camptorhynchus
Lineage: Eukaryota; Metazoa; Arthropoda; Insecta; Diptera; Culicidae
Gene: beta-PheRS
Product: phenylalanine--tRNA ligase beta subunit
Exons: 3
Coding region: 126-1898 (590 amino acids)
Biological process (GO): phenylalanyl-tRNA aminoacylation
Cellular component (GO): phenylalanine-tRNA ligase complex; cytoplasm
Molecular function (GO): magnesium ion binding; ATP binding; phenylalanine-tRNA ligase activity
Source: RefSeq, a predicted model, not a curated record
GCUGCAUUUUUGCAUUGGUGCGUGGCAUUGUCGCGGCGAUCGUUGGAAUAAGUGGAAAACAUCCUGCCAAACCAGCCGGUUCCAGUUUGAUAUCGUUCGGAAAUCUCGCGUCCAGCCGUUGAACCAUGCCGACCGUCGGAGUGAAGCGCGAUCUGCUCUUCAAAGCACUCGGAAAAACCUACACUGACGAUGAGUUCCAGAAGCUUUGCUUCGCGUAUGGAUUGGAACUGGAUGAGGUGACCACCGAGAAGCAGAUGAUCACCAAGGAGCAAGGUGAGGUGGAUGCGGCAAAGGAUGCCUCGGAGGAAAUUAUCUACCGGAUCGAUAUUCCGGCUAAUCGGUACGAUUUGUUGUGCCUUGAAGGACUGGUCCUGGGAUUGCAGGUGUUCCUGGGAAAGAUAUCUUAUCCGAAAUUCAUGAAGGUGGAACCGAUGAAGGGAGCAGUACAGAAGCUGGUCAUCACGGAAGCAACCAAGCAGAUUCGUCCCUUUGCCGUGGCUGCCGUCCUCAGGGAUAUUAGCUUUACGAAGGAUUCCUACAACAGCUUCAUCGAUUUGCAGGACAAAUUACAUCAGAAUAUCUGCCGCAAGCGUGCGCUGGUCGCGAUUGGAACUCACGAUCUGGACACCUUGAAGGGUCCAUUCACUUUUGAUGCAAAACCUCCGAAGGCGAUUAAGUUCAUUCCGUUGAACCAGGAGAAGGAAAUGACGGCGGACGAAUUGAUGGAGUUCUAUUCCACUCACGCUCAGCUGAAGGCUUAUUUGCCAAUCAUUCGCGAUUCACCGGUUUAUCCGGUAAUCUACGAUUCGAACGGAGUUGUUCUGUCCCUUCCUCCGAUUAUCAACGGGGAUCAUUCGAAAAUCAAGCUGGAAACGAAGAAUGUCUUUAUCGAAUGUACGGCCACGGAUUUGACCAAGGCGAAUAUUGUGUUGGACACGUUGGUGUGUAUGUUUUCCGUGCACUGCGCCAAGCCGUUCACGGUAGAAUCCUGCGAUGUGGUUAAUCCGAGUGGUGAGACUGUCCAAUACCCGGAACUGGCUUUCCGCGACGAGACCAUAUCCGUCGAGAAGGUUAACGCUCUGAUUGGAAUCAAAUCAAGUCCCGUAGAGAUGGCGAAGAUACUCAAUCGACUGCUUCCGACGUCGCAAAGUGUAUUGGACAAGGACCAGCUGAAAGUCGUGGUUCCCCCGACUCGCCACGACAUGAUGCACGUUUGUGACAUCUACGAGGAUGUUGCCAUCGCGUACGGAUACAACCAAAUUCCGAAAACCCUGCCCGGAACGAUGCACAUCGCUCGUCAGUAUCCGCUAAACAAGCUUACCGAACAACUUCGGGAGCAAAUCGCCCAAGCCGGAUUCACCGAAGGUCUGACUUUCACUCUUUGCUCGCGAGACGACAUUUCCACCAAGUUGAACCAUAAAAUAGAGGAAAUUUCCGCGGUUCAUAUCGCAAACCCGAAAACGCUGGAGUUCCAAGUCGUUCGUACGACUCUGAUCUCCGGUCUGUUGAAAACCCUGGCCGCCAAUCGCAAAAUGCCCCUGCCGUUGAAGCUGUUCGAGGUAUCGGACGUUGUGCUGGCCGAUUCUCGCGCGGAAGUCGGUGCCCGUAACGAGCGACGCAUCUGCGCCGUCAAUUGCAACAAAACCGCCGGCUUCGAGGUGGUCCACGGACUGCUGGAUCGAGUGAUGCAACUGCUGGAGGUUCCCUGGGAUAAAGAAAAUGGGUACUACUUGCGGGCGGCUGACGAUCCGGCAUAUUUCCCCGGAAGGUGCGCUUCCAUUGUCUACAAGGGAGCGGAUAUCGGUCGAAUCGGAGUGCUGCAUCCGACCGUGUUGCACGCUUUCGAAAUUACCACGCCGUGCUCGGUGGUGGAGUUCAAUAUGGAGCUGUUCGUUUGAAGCGGUUAUAGGGAAUGGUAGGCACCAAGAUGUUCGGUUUUGAAUUUGAUUAAUUGGCGAGGAAA